Molecule: messenger RNA, 552 nt
Organism: Anastrepha obliqua
Lineage: Eukaryota; Metazoa; Arthropoda; Insecta; Diptera; Tephritidae
Exons: 4
Coding region: 1-552 (183 amino acids)
Source: RefSeq, a predicted model, not a curated record
AUGCCGACUAAUAGACGCAACUCCUGGCCUCUGCCGCACUUACCGAUCGUAACGUUGAUUUUUAUGCAACUUUUUUGUUAUGGCCUUUGCAUUGAGAAAUUUACGAACGUGCAAUGCUCCACAUUUGAUGAAAAAUUUGUAGAAUUCGAAAUGUGUCGCUUGCGCGCAGUGAAGCGUGACGUGAAUGAGUUGUCGCUGAAGACGAGAUUUUUAAACACAACGGAGCUGACGCGGAAUGUGACAAUACGCCUACAACUCAUGAAAAAGGCCAGCGGCUAUAAACCCUUUCUUUAUGAUAUAAGCGCCGAUUUGUGUGAAUAUAUGGACAAGCGGAAUCACCCUUUUCUCAACAUUAUUUUCAAUGCAUUCGGUGCUCACUCGUGCCCUCUGAGUAAUGAACUCGUCAUUGAGCACAUGAAAUUUCCCACCGAUAUGCUGAAGGUGCUGCCUCUGCCCUUAGGUGAAUAUGCAAUUUUUGCCACACUUGCAACGGGCGGAAAGAAUCGUGCCGAAGUGAAGGUAUAUUUCAUGUUGGAGAAUUUUAAGGCAUAA